Messenger RNA from Gadus chalcogrammus (walleye pollock), 7758 nucleotides. RefSeq names its product transcription factor 15-like. Gene Ontology annotation, molecular function: DNA-binding transcription factor activity, RNA polymerase II-specific; RNA polymerase II transcription regulatory region sequence-specific DNA binding; protein dimerization activity. Bases 258 to 785 code for a protein of 175 amino acids. Gene Ontology annotation, biological process: regulation of transcription by RNA polymerase II; developmental process. NCBI's taxonomy places the organism in Eukaryota, Metazoa, Chordata, Actinopteri, Gadiformes, Gadidae. The record is from RefSeq and is a predicted model, not a curated record. The transcript has 2 exons.
UGUCCUCCUAUCCCGCCCCCCACCUGUUCCUCCCUCCCGAAACCCCGCGUCCUGGCGACCAAGAAAGGACCCGUCACUCUAGACAUGGCACUGAUCUGCCAACGCGACGCGCAGCGCGAGCCCCCCACGGUCACCGGAUCGCGCGGCAGCUGCUGCCCGCAGGUGCUAUUUUCACUCCAGCUCGCGGUCAUGGGCCGUUGCCUGUCAGGCGCCUUUCCGCGCGCUCCCACCCGGGCACAGUCGACUCGAAGCCAACCAUGAAAGCCACGGGUAGAGACGCAGGCGCGCAACCGGACGGCUUCCCGUCCGACUCGGAUGACUCAGACAGCGGCGACGGCUCCGACGAGUCCACGGGCGUUGGCGGCGGAGGCACAGACGCCAGAGACCCCUCCCGGAGGAGGGCGGCGGUGGGCGGGGGGAUCGACGGCAGCAGGCACCUGCCGGGCGUCACCAAGCAACGGCAGGCGGCGAACGCCCGGGAGCGGGAGCGGACCCACAGCGUGAACACGGCGUUCACCGCGCUGCGCGAGCUCAUCCCCACGGAGCCCGCGGACCGGAAGCUGUCCAAGAUCGAGACGCUGCGGCUGGCGUCCGGCUACAUCGCGCACCUGGCCAACGUGCUGUUCCUCGGGGCGGGGGAGGAGGAGCGCGAGGAGCGGCGGCCCUGUCUACGGUACCAGGGCUCCGUCGGCGCGUGCGGCUCCUCGCUGAGACCCAUCUGCACGUUCUGCCUCAGCGACCAGAGGAAAGCGCUCAGAGACGGCGGGAAACAGUCGGCCCUUUGAAGCGACGAGGAGCCACGAGACGUCAAUGUUUACAUGGAGGCGCGGGAUCGCGCCUUCACCUGUAUGCGUGCGUGUGUGAUCGCAAGUCACGCGCCAAACCUGACUAUGACGAUGUAAAUAUGAAUAUAGAAUCACUGAAAUGCACUUUCUGUCCCAAGCGCGAGGGGUCCCGGUCCCGCCUUUGUUACGGUAGUUACCGUCACCUGAGCCCACGAGGUUAAGUCCCCCCCCCCCCCUUUUUUGAAGGACGUCUAUUUCGGGAAACGAGUCUCAGGCUCCAUUUUACAAUGGAAUAAUAUAAAGUAAAUAUUAAGAGAAACUCAAGAAGCGUCAACUGAGAUUCACACACAAAAGUAGUUUUUUCUUUUUCUGGAAAUAUUUCAAAGUCCGGUUCUAGCUGUUCCACUGACCGGAUUGGGAAUUGCUGGGUUAGACAACAAAGACUACCGCAUAAAAUACGAUAAAAUGUAAUUCCGGAGAAAAUUGAACCCAGGGUCUUUUUCGGCAUGAAGACCCACAAAAUAAGUCCUCCAGACACCUUUUUCGUUGAUUAUCGAGUAUAUAGCUUGCCCGCGAAUGCAACGGCCCAAAUGGCUUCCAUGUUACUGGCUAGGGGCAGUGUGAAGGUUUCCAAAUUCACUUGCCCUUUACCCAUAAAACAAAGCAUCAACAACUUAGUUAGCGUAUUUAGUUUAGGCGAGUUUAUUAAAUAAGACUGUUUUCCAAGUCUGUGCCUUACCGUGAAGCCUUACCUUUCCAGGAAAUCCACACAAGACAAUUAGCCUACUUAAGAUACUAAAUAUUUUAUUUAGUAUAAUAGUGUAAUAGUGUACUAAAGUGUCAAAUAAUGACGUACAUGCAUUUCGACGUAUUCCCUGCUGACAGUCUGAGGUGGCUGUGCAGAGCGCUAAACACUCGGGACAACAUUUGCGAUUCACUUGUUCACAUUUCCAGGAAAUCAUCUACGUAGAGGCACUCCUGCCGCGCCCCCAUAUGCCUGGUCAAAUCUGCCUGCGCGCGCGCUUCAAUUAAGGUAACCAAUCACAACGGAGUUGGGUUGGCAGGAGGGGGGCGAGGGGGCGGAAAAGGACGAAACCGAAAGUUGACAGAGAAUGCUGAAAUCGCCCAGAUGAGAGGAAGAAUUUCCCGAAAAUCUACAUAGUUUUUUGUGUAUGGUUAAACAUGACUAUCAAUCAUUAUAACAACGUUUAUAGGUCAUAAAAGUCGAAAAUAAAUAAAAGGUCCCCUUUGAGAUGAAUUAGUUGGCGCCUCUAUUAAAUUGUUAACGGUAGCCGGUAAUCGACUUGUGUGGACUUCCUGGAAACAUGGACCUAUCGGCAGUGUCGGGAACAUUACUUCAAAAAAGUAAUUAGUUAUAGUUACUCACUACUUGUUCCAAAAAGUAACUGAGUUAGUGACUGAAUUACUCUAUAUAAAAUAACUAGUUACCAGGGAAAGUAACUAUUUGCGUUACUGUAAAAAAGAAAGUUGCUAUAUCAAAGAAUUUGGAUUUUUCUGAGCAGUUUUCACUUGGCCUUAAUGUGUUAAAUGGUUGAACUGCCCAUUCAAGGCCCUGAUAUACUUCCAACUGAAUUUUAAUUUGCUUGGUUGCGAAGGCUGUGGAACAUCUGCCGAAUACUACCAAAAAUGCCAACUUUUCAUCAGAUUGCUACGGACUCGCCAUUUCUGCUGCUUCAUCGAAUCUGUUUGGUGUGUGCGUGUGUGUGUGUGUGUGUGUGUGUGUGUGUGUGUGUGUGUGUGUGUGUGUGUGUGUGUGUGUGUGUGUGUGUGUGUGUGUGUGUGGCGCGCGUGUCCUGGCUUGUGUGUAAAAACACUGGCUCUGAUUGACUACCAUGAAAAAUGACUCUGCCUUAGCCAAUCAUAAUCGCUUAUCUCGUUGUUAACCCACCCGGUCUCCUCACUAGCAGUUUGUGAUUGGAGCCAGCGGUGCCUUCGGAAUACGCAGUUCAAUCAAUCAAUUCCUUAGUAACCUACCGCAUUUAACGUACAGUAACGGUAACGGCGUUCUAACGACGGAAACAGUAAUUAGUUAGAUUACUGAAAAAUAACGCUGUUCUUUUAAACUGCGCCGUUAUUACAAACACUGCCGGUAGGGCACAGACUUGGAAAACAGUUUAUUUAAAUAAACUCCUGGUAUAUUAACUAAGUUGUUGGUGCCUCAUUUUAUGUGUAGGGCCCCUAGUCUGCUGCACCAAACCUACUGCAUAGGUUUGGUGGUAAUUUGAGCAGUAUUAGUGGUUAAAAAAAUAUCGAUUUGUAAAUGUUCACACUGCCCCUGGCCAGUAACAUGGAAGCCAUUUGUGUUGUUACAUUGCUCUGGGCAUUCGCAGGCAAGCACUAUACUCGAUUUUCAACGAAAAAAGGUGUCUGGAGGGCUUAUUUUAUGGGUCUUCAUGCCAAAAAAAGACCCUGUGUUCAAUUUUUGCAGGAAUUACACUUUAGCUUUGUUCCGUAAGGCUAGUUUGUAGACCACCUGAACCCCCCCCCGCAGACGGGGGUCAGUCUGUCUGCAGCAUCUAUACACACUAUGAUCUGUGACACAGAGAGAGAACUCAUGUAAUGGUUCAUCCAUUGGAAACAAUUAGUUGUAUGUCAACUAAUUGGAUUUUCUUUUAAAAAACUGCUAUUUUCUGCAUUUUAUUCAAUUACACCCACAGAAUUAUCAGACAUUAUUGUAAGGGACAGAUUCAGAACUAUGUUUUCAGAUGAUGGUAUGAUAAAUGAAAAAAAAGCUCACUUUUUUGAGUUUUUCCAUCAGAGGCAGGAAGUGGGUCUUGAGAAGCUGAGCAUUGGCCUUACUGAUGAUUGGCUGAGAAAAUACUUCUGAGUAAAGAGAGAUAAAAAGAUAGAGAGACAGGAAAAUUGUUAAUGAAUAAACAUCUGGGUUUGGAUUGUUGCAACUAUGACCAUGAUUCCCCCCCCCAGAGUCACAUGGCCUGCAGAUUAUGUGCAUUGCAUUCUGCAUGGAAAUAAAGGUGCGUUCAUCAUCCUGGGGAUAACGAGACGUCUUGCUAGUGAUGACGCUUGUGUGUUCCCGACAGCGACCGUUCACUGCGUUGGGAAUCUAAAAGUUCUUCACAGCAGGGUUUUUCUAUGCGAUAAAAACCAGUCAGAACUAAACAGAACUUGGUAGGAUCAGUUUCAAGUUUGCAUGCCUUUAUUUCCUUGAUGCAUAUCACCUACUAUCCUUUUGCUUUUAUUUAUGAGAUGCACAGACAGUAUUGGCACUGUAUGGUAUGGAAGGCAACCCUUGCCCUUAUCUAGAGCUGGUUUACAAGUGAGCAAAGUUGAUGCCAACAGGCGGUUACGUCAAUCAAUGGUAAAGUAUGUGAUAUGAUGGUUUUCUUUUACGAGUAAAACUUUCAUGUUCCGCCAUGUUCAUGCACGUCACUAGUAAACCAUACGUCACCAACUGGACAACUCUGUUAUCAAAAUCUGGCCCCAGUUGCCGAACGGAAGUAGAAUCAUAACAGCGUCAUGUGGUGUCGUUCAGGAGAACUUUCCGACGUUGUGUUUUCCCCAUCAUUUCGCGCGAUGUGAACGCACCAUAAACUCUGAGCAUUACUUAAUAACUAAUAUUAUUCAUACAUCAUAUUUUUAAAGAGUGGUUGUUAGGUUAACUGGAAGAAAUGAAUGAAAUAGGGAGUUGGUGUCAAUCCGUCAACGAAAUCCAGGAGGAAACAUUAAAGACAAAUAUUUUAGGACAUUGUUGCCCACUACCUCAGGAAUGCAGUCAGAACCCUGAAAUCUUUCACUGUGUAAAGAUUAUUUGCUUACAUACAUUACGUUUGAAUCGUUUGCACAUCGCCCAAUGUUGAGAAGCUGCUAAAAAUUGUAUUUUUAUACAAAUAAAAAAUAUACAUUAAAAAAAGUUGCGUUUCACCUUAUUGUGUAGCCUACAUAAAGCAGGCGUUUAUAUAUAAAAGCUAAGCUUAUUGUGAACGUUUACAUUUACAUUUUUUUACAUUUGGGGCAUUUAGCAGACGCUUUUAUCCAAAGCGACUUACAAUAAGUACAUUUGUCGUAAGAAGUGCAUCAAUAUAUUGCUGUCGGUACAGAAAGGAUGUUCAUAGAACCAAGUGCAAGUACAACAAUCGCUAGGCUAACCAAUUCCCCGUGUUACAGCCAUGAUAGCAGCUACUGCAGUUUCUACAGUUAAGUACUAUAGUACAAUACAAUGGUGGCCAGAAGGGGGAGGGUGGCUAUGCAGUGUCGAGGGUGGCUACGUAAUGAUUAAGGUGUUACAAAAAAUAUAGAUAUUAAAAUAAGCAAAGUUGCACCUUAUCGUUUACAUAAUGCUUAAGCAAGAUUUUAAAAUGUAUAUCAAAAUCAGUCAAGCGUAACCCUAUUGUGUACACAGGGGUCAAGCAGGAUUUUUAAUUGGACAUUAAAAUAAGUUAAGAGUCACCUUGUUGUGUGCUGAAGGGAGCAAGGUAUUACCAUGACUAAGCACCAAGACGUUUAUCGCGUUAGGCACCAGAACUGCACCUACCUACUCAGUCAUAAGCUGUGUUCGAAAUCGUUCCCUAUUCACUCACUCACUAUUCCCUAUAUCGUGUUAUAUAUAUAUAUAUGAUAUAGUGCACGGAAGAGGGAACGAACACACAAGAAUUCGGACACUACGCUGAACAUUUCUAAACAUCAUUUACGUCAGUAAAUGCCCCGGGUAUUUGUGUGACGCAGACAGAUGCGCCCACAUCAUGUUAAUGGUCCCAUGACAUGAAAAUCUCACUUUAUGAGGUUUUCUACAACACAGUCUCACUCCCUACUCGUCAAACGUGUGACGCAUGGCCAAGGAUCCCUGGCGUCAAUUUCCGACGAAAAAGUGGUACCCUUUUCGUCGUUUUUCAACGCGGGGUCCGUCAGAUAGACAUUCAUGUUAAUCCCUCAGCGUCGGAUAUAGACGAAAGGAAAUCGAUGUUUAUCAACGGUGAUGCCGUAGCUAUUGUCUAUUGAUUUGUUUGACAGAUUCACCAUUAAACGUGUUUCUAAUGCCAUUUCUAGCGAGAAAUGUACCUUUUCCUUGAAUAAUCUUCAGUCAGUGAAUGUGUAUGAUCUUUAUUAAUAUUUAUUAUCUGAAUGGGAAAUGCAAUAUUUUAGGACCGAUUCACCGUUAAACGUGUUUCUAAUACCAUUUCUAGCGAGAAAUAUGCUUUUUACUUGCAUAAUCUUCAGUCAGUGAUUGUGUCUGAUCUUUAGUUUUAUAGUUAUCAGGAACACUUUAUCGGCUCGCUCGCAUGUUUCAACGACGUCAGGUUGCUAGGGACGCUGCUUUCGCUAAACUAGCAGCUCACGUGUUUCCUGCGUUUGUGUUAUUAAACCGUUACUUUAUGUAACUUUUAAUGAUAUUGUAAUAACCACAGGCGAGGUAGUGAGCGGAGUAAGCUUGAUAGCAGGUUUAUUGGAUUCCACAAUCGGACAGGCAGGCACAGCUCCACCGGAAAACUACAACAACCAAAACUCCCGCCCGGAAGGAAACCCCCGGAACCCCCUCUCAGAAGGCCCGCCCCUUCCCCCCAAACCCUGUGACGCUACAAUACAGGCCCCCAGGACUGGUGCAUAUUUCCGGAAUCCACCAGUGCUCAGAGGCCACGCCUGGUAUUGCAGUCGGUUUAGUGGGCUGUGGACGGGUCCCGGAAGUAGAUAUCCUCGUUCACUCCAAUACAAGUGGGGAGCAGGAAUGUGUCUCCGCAGAAAAUGUGUGGAUAUCAAUCAAAGGUUCAUAAUUAUCUUUAUACCGUGUACUAAAAAAAAUUACGUUUCUUCUUUUCAAAACGCCACCUCAAGCGUUUUAUUAGCCGUUAUCUCGCUGGGGAAGAGGGGUGUGCAGCUGAAAGGAGUCGUAGUGAAACAAAUGGCAUCCGAGAGGGCCUAGUUCAGUGCUCCGUUAACGUGUCCGAUUUUUGGACUGGUUCAUCUGCUGCUCAAUAACUCUUAGGGUACUCUGCUUGCAAUCAUUGUGAUUCAUCAUGUAUUGAUCCAUUUAUUCAAACGAUCCAAAGACAAAGAACAGGUGCAUUACGGUAUAAUUUUAUAUUGUUGUUGGACCGGAGUGGGUGGAUGGGCACGGAUCCCUGGCGUCGAUUUCCGACGACAAAUGGGUACCUUUUUCGUCGUUUUUCAACGCGGGGUCCGUCAGAUAGACCUUCAUGUUCAACACGGUCUCACUCACGUGCAGGCCCCCACCCUCGUGUUCUUCCAAGGCCCUCCCCCAGCUGACCUAAUGAUUCGCCCCCACACUGAUUGACAAGAAGAACAUUACAAUACAAGCACAUAGAACAACUGGCAUAACGGACAACGAAAUACAAUGCAACACAUAACACACAAACUAUUUAACUGUCCCAGGGUCGCUACAAUAUCGUAAAUACGAAUUCGUUCUCAGCCUAUUUUUGCCAUUUAUUUACCGUGUUACUAUGGCAGAAUAAAGAAUAAAUUCAUGCAUCAUCAUUCAACUUGAACAUGUGUUUUUACAGUAUAGAGUGGUGGAGAGGGACGACGUAUGUUGGCAAACCCGGAAGUGAGCGUCGCCCUCGGUUCCCUUGACAAAAAGCCAACGGGUUUUCCUUUGGAUUAGUGCAGAAAAAUGUGCAUCUUUGAAGCAACUCCUCAAAAAUGGAAAAUAAAUAAAUAAAUAAAAAUAACCGUGCUCCAAAGAACGAAGUGUAAACCAAUGCAUUCUGAAUGGGAGUGUUUCUCCAAUUUUUCCAUGCUACACAGAACGAAAUGUAAACCCAUGCAAAUAAAGACUUCAUGUUCAUAAUAAUUUAAAUAUCAUUAAUCUACAGAGUGUGUAGGGAGGUAUUAUAUUUUUUUCAACGGGGCUGAAUCCAGUCACUUGACCGUCAUGGUUGCUAUGGUGGUUGCUAUCGACCGCCCCCUCUAAUACUCGUGGCUCUAAAAACCACGCGGCAAAGGAGCUGCCGUAAAUUGUGUUGUUUUUGUCGUAAACUAG